This is a messenger RNA of Xiphophorus hellerii (green swordtail), 11458 nucleotides long. RefSeq names its product Kruppel like factor 7b (gene klf7b). Lineage: Eukaryota; Metazoa; Chordata; Actinopteri; Cyprinodontiformes; Poeciliidae. The record is from RefSeq and is a predicted model, not a curated record. The coding region runs from base 419 to 1375 and encodes 318 amino acids. The transcript is spliced from 5 exons. Gene Ontology annotation, molecular function: RNA polymerase II cis-regulatory region sequence-specific DNA binding; DNA-binding transcription factor activity, RNA polymerase II-specific. Gene Ontology annotation, biological process: regulation of transcription by RNA polymerase II.
UCGUCAACCAUGGAUGUUUUGGCGAAUUACAGUAUUUUCCAGGAACUCCAACUCGUCCAUGACACUGGUUAUUUCUCGGCGAUGCCUUCCCUGGAGGAGAACUGGCAGCAGAGUCACAGCGGGAGCUGCUGCCUGUCCCCAGCAGUCACUGGCCGAGAGGCGGGACACGCCCUGAAAGGGUCGCCAGUUCAUCUCAGGCCAACACACACACACACACACAGGAUAAACAACCACACACACACAGGCUUACAACUCAGGACACUUUCUACAGAGACCAAUUAACCUAAUAGUGUUUUGGUGUUGUGGGAGGAAGUCCUUCAUACAGCAUGCUAAAUCCGUAUAGUCACCUCAGAUUGGGAUUCAAACCCAGGACCUUCUUGUGACAGUGUGGCCCUGAAUGUGACCAAAUGAAAUUGACAUGCCCAUAACAUGUCAAUUUCUUUUUUGCUUUAUUGCCAAGCAGGAGUCAAAGUGGCACCGUAAGUGUCUCGUUGUGGAGGGGUUCCUUUGGGACGUCGGGCUGAAAGACGGUGUGUACGGCGGCGCUACAGCGAAGACAUGUCUAGAGUUGGAGAGGUAUCUACAGACGGAGCCCAAGAGACUCUCGGAGCUCUUUGACGAGGAGUUGGACUGUCUCCUAACACCAGCCUUCAUGCAAGGCGGCGACAGCGAUGAAGACCUGAUGGACCCGCUCCUGCCCAGCCUCCCCGACCAGCCGAGCCCACCGCCGUUGCUCGUAACCCUCCCCAAGGUUCAGGCCAAAAUCCUUCAGGUGGCCAGUCCAAACAAGGGUCAGGCGAUAGCCGGAACCGACACAAAGGAGCAAGUUCUCGGAGGAGUCAGCGCCGCGCAGCUCAGCGCCGCCGUCACGUCCCUGACGCCGCCGUCGUCGCCGGAGCUCGGCCGUCACCUCUUUAAGCCCACACAGACGCUCACGGCCACGGCGGAUGGCACGUUGACGCUUAAGCUGGUGGCGAAGAAGGUGGGACUAGGGGCGACCAAGGUGGUGGCGGCACGUGCGUUGCCUUCCCCGCCGAGCCGAGGAGGAGCGCUGAGUGACGGCGAGCAGGGAGGCGGUGGAAGUCUGGGAGGAGAUAUUCCUGAGAACAAGAAGAGAGUCCACAGGUGCCAGUUUAAUGGCUGCAGGAAGGUUUACACCAAGAGCUCCCAUCUGAAGGCACAUCAGAGGACCCACACAGGUGAGAAGCCCUAUAAGUGCUCAUGGGAGGGCUGCGAGUGGCGCUUUGCCCGCAGCGACGAGCUGACGCGACACUACCGCAAACACACCGGAGCGAAGCCAUUCAAGUGCAACCACUGCGACAGGUGUUUCUCUCGAUCGGACCACCUGGCCCUGCACAUGAAGAGGCACAUCUGAGGGUCGGAAAGGAGAGGAGUGGACGAGGAAGACGACUGGUGGAGGAUGAAGAGGAGUAGUGGCAGGAGAGAGGAAUGGCCGGAGAAGCUACAAAACCGUUAAAGAGCAAAAACCCUCAACGGUUGCUUCGAGGAUCUCCAUCGGAGAAGAGGGGGAAAAGGAGGAGACGAAGAGUAGCUAGAUUGUUGUUUUUCUUUAAUAUUACACAUUCACAUUUUGCAGCAGUACACACUUCGCACAUCCGUCUUCUAUUGCAUCAUCCCGGUGAACCCUGGCUGCUCUCUUGCAGCUCGCGGGUCUUGGACACUGCCAAACCGUGCUUGAGUCGCUCGACGAAACACUCCGCCGCCUUACUUUCUUUCUGUGUAUUCAACCCGUUUCAAUUAGUGAGUCAUUUUGGUGAAGAAGCAGUCCAGCGGGGUCGGGGGGGAAACUCUUUAAUAUUCACUUAGUCAGUGCUUUCAAAUACUCAAUGUUUUUACUUGCCGUUUUUUUUUGUGUGUGUGUGUUUUCUUUCCUACAUGAAACACAUGAGGAAAUAUCAUCCGCCGCACUCAGCUGUAAUCUAUGUGGGAGAAAAACAACAACGACGCGGCGUCUGCGGGGAGAGACGCCAUGCGGAUCGAGACUGACAAUCGACGCCCCUCUCCACCCCCCUCUCUCGCCCGACGGGGCGUUUCGGGGCGUUCGUGGGAAAUCGGUCAGCAGAUGCUGCUGCAGCUCUCAGGCUCUCCUCCGAAGAAAAAAUAAAAGGGGGAGUUCGCAUCUCUCGACCUUCGCCGAGACGCCUGCCGCCUCCGCCGGCCAUCCGACAGAAAUGCGCAGCGACACUUUCUUCCCGUUUUUUUUCUACUUUAAAGAACAAUAAUCCUUCUUAUUGCUAUACAUAAUUUUGGAAAAAGGAAAAAAAAAAAAAAAAGAAAAAAAGUAAGACAUUUUUGCGCUUUUCUCUCUUGGAGAAAACUUCUUAGAGCUCACUGAAAUGUUAGAGGAAAGACUGGAUGUCUAAGGUGACUUCAACAAAAUGUGUGGGAAGCGAAGGAGAGCGUUGUUGGUCUUUUUUUUUUAUAUUCCCGUGCGCUCUGACUCUGCAGACUGUGUGAGCAGCCGAUGGAUGGGGUGAAAGAAAAAAAAAACUGAAACAGCUCAGAGUAAAGGAUCGGUGUUUUAUUUGGACUGAAAUAAAAGCAAAAAGCAGAGAGGUCUUCAUUUUUUUUUCUCUCUCUGGCGCUCUUUCUGCCCUGCAACCCAACACAGCUCAAACACAGAACAACAAACCCCAGGAUGACCCCCCGCGUUCUUAAGAGGGAGGACUCGCUCGCGUAAAAAAACUGGCAAACUUUUUUUUUUUAUUAUUCAUUAGUCUCUUCUUUUAUUCUGAAAGUCAUCCAUGUGCGUUUCCACCAACUCAGAGGAUCCAUCUUCCUGGCAGCACUGCAGGGCGAGAACUGGGGCUCAGAGAGCUGCUGUUUAGCUUUUUGCUUCUUUUUUUUUCUCCCGCACAUGGGACUGAAGAUGCCAGCUUUCACGUUCGUAUGUUGGUUUUGGACAGAACUGGUCACACAGACCCCGGCGACUUCGCCUGUUUUGUAUCCAUUAACUGCACUUACUUCUUUUAUUUUAAUGUUAUCUGUGCUUUUUUUCUACAGCUUAAAAUAAGAAAGAAAAAAUGAAACACAAUGGAAAAAAAAACUAUAAAAGACUGUUAAAAAUACUACACAAAAAACAGCUCUUUCUCUCUCUUUACACUUUGCAUACAGAACAAGCACAUGUACUCCGUCAACACACACACACACACAUUUUGCAGUUCCUACGCUCCUGGCGCCUCUCAAGAUAAGACUAAUAAGAAAUAGAAAAAUAAUUAUUAAGCUAAUGAAGAGAGUUGGAAAACAAAACGCAGCAUGGCAGGCUUUAUUGCAAACACACACACACACACACACGCCGGCUCAUGAACACACACAGACAGACAGACAGACAGACUCACACUCUUCGUGGAAUUACAUGUUCUGUUCCCAAAUCUUUUUUCACAGUAGGAAUUUAGCAACUGUUGUUUGGUGGAAGAGUAUCUUAGCUCUCGGCUGGAGGUAACAAUCCCAAAUCCUUUUGAAGUGAGAAAUCGGCUUGUUCUCAGCUCCAACAGUCACCCACAGAAACCCUCGCUGCAGUCUGCGCCUCGUGUUUAAUCGGUUCCUGUACCGUUGGCGACGGUCGGUGUUUUGUAGUCGGCGGGUGAGGAAGGGGGGUGAGGGGGGCGGCUAAACGGUAAAACAAGUGAAGCAGAUAAAAUCGUAAAACCGGUAAAAAAAAAAACAACAAACUUUGUCAGCUAGCUGCUUCUGUAAAAUGUGGUUUCUUGGGAAAGUCUCCAGAAACGUCGAUUGGAAAUUGGAAAUCAGCGUCUGAAUUCCCAAAUGCAGGUUCGAUUCGACAAAGGAGGCUGAGCAGCAUUCAUUUAGAAACUUGGAACCCGAACCUUCCAGCGCUGCCCACUCGGAGUGCAUUUGGCCAGUUCUACGACGACAUCGACUACGAUGAGUGUUUAAAAACUCAAAAACAAAGCUUUUAAAAGGGGCUGUGUGUAAUUUUUAAAGCCAGCUUUUGUUAGAAGAUUAUAAGGAGUUACCUGCAGCAUACAGCUUCAUUUAGAAUAAAUCCAGAUUAGUUGGUCUCAGAGCUGGACGCUGUAAGCCAGUCUCAGAGGGAACAAGAUCAAAUGGAAUCUUUUCUUUUUUAAAACCAAUCCAAUCGCCACCUCAAUUUCCUGUCAAUAAUCAUCACAUUCUGUGUGGUUAGAUUUAAAUAUUUCCAGAAUAACAUUUGCAUAGACUGAUAUGUCAUUUCUCAGUCCAGAGUUGGUAUUGAGAUGUUAAAAGUCCACCUUGGUCACCACCUAAUUUAGGUUUACACUAAAUGAAAGUGUAAACCUAAAAUUUGCACUUUAGGUUAAACCUAAAGUGUAAACUUUAGGUUAUCAAUAAGAAAAGAUAUUAACUUUUCUUACCUACAAAGUUAAUAUCUUUUCAGGUAAGAUAUUAACUGCUUACAAUCUAUUAACAGAACCCCUGAACUCUCUCCUUUGAGUUUUCAAUGCCUUGAAAAUUAUGCCUUUUUUUUUUUUUGUCAAUGCUCAGAAUUUGGGAGAAUUAUUCCAAAACAACAAAAUUAAACUCGUCAACGAAAAAUCCGAGCGGAUCCCUUUGACGUCGCUCCCUAAAUUAUGCAGAAUCUCUUGCCGUCGUUCGUUUAUGAAUUUUUAACCAACGCUCACAGAAAUACCUAGGAAUUUGUUGCUUCACCGGGAAAACUCUCCUCCGUCUGUCGGAUCACCUGCUGGGUUUUCAGGACCGCGCUCCUUCUUUCGUCUAUGCGACCCGAAUGCGAACGACAUUAAAAACCUAAAUAAAAUAUCAGGAUGGCGCAUCUCUGAAUGCCGACUUUCUUUGCUCAGUGGUUGCAGGGAAAACAAAAUCACGAGCCUCGCAAUCCUGGGGCUUUCAACGCCAACGCUCUCACGGCUGCUCCAUCCGCCCACCAACACCUACAUGCCCUGUAGCAGACAGUCCAACGCUCACUGAUGCAGCUGGGUGAGGAAGCAGGUUACUGAAGCUGGUCGGGGGGGGGGGGUGAGGGAGGAUUUCGACUCCCAUCAUGCCCAGUCAUUGUGCCAGUUGGCCUUGCCAGCAUUCAUUAGGUGAAACGGUGGAGAAAAAGAAAGCCCCCUGAAGGGUGGAGGACAGGUAGGCAGGGUAGAGGGGGUUGGGGGGUGUAUAUAUAUACGGUGCAGCUUUGAACAAUCGAUACCAAAAACCUCCAGCGUGGAACUGCCCUUCAGCCACGGGCAGAGUCUCUCCGGUCAGAGGAGACCAGCGGGGCGCCGCCUCUGUACGAGUCCUGUGUAUCUAACGGCAGCUUUCUCUACUAACUCUUCUCUGUCUAUGUAAUGCAGUCAGGGUAUAAAGUAAGUGCACCCUUUUUCAGUUCUUUAGGACCUAAAUAGUAGACUAUCUGGUUCAAAACCGAAGGGAGCAACGUCAUAAAGCCACACUGCACAGUGUCGGUUCCUUAACACACUGUAAAAACACAAAAACUUACCAAGUAUCUUUCCUCUAGUUUUUAUAGUGAAUCUUAAAACACAUUAAAACAAAACUAACUUGCAAGUAACUUCAGCAAGAUGUAGAAGCUUGUUUCAUCCUUAAUAUUGAUGAAAAAAAAGGACUAGUGAUGGGGUGAAAUAAUCUGCCAUGGGAACGAGUUACUUCAUCAUCAAUAUUUAGAAACUAUUGGUCUUAAGCAAGCUCUUAUAUCUUUUAUAUCUUGCUGGAAAGUUAUUUGUAAGUUCAUUUUGUCUUACUUCAAGCGUUCUAAGAUAUUUUCAAUGGAAAUAUGAACAAAAAUACUUGGCAAGAUUUUGUGUCUUUGCAUUGCAAAAACGCAGAAACAGUUUGUACAAAAGUGUCGUACGUUACCAAAUCCAUUGAAUUUGAAUGUAACAAAACUGGGGCCCGAGCCAUGAACUGAAAUAUAAUCAUCGAAUAAAACCGCCUUUUAAAAAACAAACAAAAAAAGAAACUAACGUGUUCGAGCAGAUUGGAUCGGAAAGAGGGUGCAAAUAUUUUAUCAUGACCGCCUGAAAAAGAACCUCUUGUUUUUGAUUUCAACACAAAAUCUAUGUUGAUGUUUUCCUUUCCUUUUCAUUUUGCAUAGAGAUGCGAAUGGAAACUAUCCCAUAUGGGGGAAUACAAUCAUGACGAAUGUGGGAUUGUUGCACUUUUGUGACUUUUGAUGGCUUGAAUGUUGUGUGUUUUUGUUUUUGUUUCAGCCCCGUUAUGCAUACUGUGAGCACAUCGGCCAUUUAUCAACUGCUUUUAACUGCUUUCCUAGUGUGCAACCAUGUUGGGGGAGACAAUAUGAUACAGUUGGAGUUGAAUUAUUGUUGUUGUUUUUUUAAUUUCCCUCCAAAAAAUGUUUCAUAUAUUUAUUAGGGUUUUUCCUCUGGCUCUUAAUUUAUUCACUCAUCAAUAUAUCCCACGACGCUUAUUGAAUCAGAGGAAUAGUAGUAAAAUCCAAGGACAUGUCAUGCACCUCACGGGACUUUCCGAUUUGAAAUGCGGUAAAAUCCCAUUCUCGAUUUAGCCGAAAUCAAUUUCACAUUUCGUUAUCUUUCAGGUUACACCACUAUUUUUCCCUAAUGCUCCAGUUAAAACUGCAGCUCUGUCAAACCGUAAGCAAAUAAACUCUCUUCCUGAAACAAAUUUCUCCCCCCUCCCCUCAGACAUUUGACAGAUUUCAGAGUCACUUCAGAUGCAGCUUCGCAUUUGGUCCCCCUUCCUGUCUCUCAGCCUGUCAGAGCGGGUUUCCUGUCACUGUGCAGCUCCGGGUCCCCUGUCGUCUCGGAGGCUCAUCCGGGCCGGCUAGCUGCCACCGCGCGCUGCUCUGAUUAGCAUUGCGACUCCCAGCUCUUCUUGCGGCUGAGCUAAUGAGAUAGCUCUGGGUCACAGGGAAACGGAGUAGUACGAGUAGAAUAAUUUUUUAAAAAAAAGAAAAUACGAGGGGGGACCCUGAGCCACACAGAUGCCAGCUGUCCGCAGCCAGAUCUGAUCUGGAACCGUUGCACAGAGAACCACAACAUAGUAGUGAAACUUGUAAAAAAUAACAAAAAGAUCUAAGCUGAAAUGGAAAAAGGAAAACUGGUUUUGCAUAUUAAUCUUAACAUCACUUAAUAAUCUGCCUUAUCUUGCUGAUAACAUUUCAAUAAAUGACGUUUUCUCUGCCAAUUCCCCCCAGCUAGUCGAUCCUCGCCGCCCGCCACCAAACCCUCCACCUGCUUUCACAGUUAAAGUGCCAUUCCAGUUUGUUUCCAUCCGUCCCUCCAUCCUCACCUCUCCCUUCCCGUCCGCAGCAGUUGUCCACUGCGCUGUCAGCUGCAGGAAUGCUGAAUGCACACUUUAUACGUUUUGCCCAAAGAUUUGCAUAUUUGCAAGUGAACUGCUGUGAAUGUAGUAGAUGUAGUGGAUAGACCCACGAGGCAUCGUGGGAUGCAGAAAACGAGAGACAGAUGGAAGGUGGAAGGAAAGGGAUUGUUUUCUUUUUUUGUUUGUUUUUUGGUGGUUGUGUUUUUUUCUUACGCGACCAUCCCGGUAGAUCUUAAUUACAAACUCUCCAUGCUCCGCAACGUUCCCAGUCUGCUGGAAGCCGGAGCCGAACUCAUUGCUCAUGAAUGUAAAAUAAGGUGUUCAUGGUGUUAUGGAGGCGCCGGCGGCUUCAGCGGGAGGGAGGUAGCUGUAGUUCAACGUAACCGCUUAGGAUACCGCAGGUCUGCUUGGUCAAGUCGUUCCGAAUUAAACGUGGGCUUUGAGUCGAAAGUGUCGGCCUUAACGUUAUAUAAUCAUCACAGGUCAAAGUUCACUAUUCUCAUGGGUCGAUAAAGGUCAAGGGAAGUUGACAUUUACUCGGAAGUUAAUCUGAUUGUGGGAUUAUUCCAGUCACACACUUGGUAAUGUGAUUAUUUCAGAGCUAACCAUAUCUGAAGACAGACAUUUUUUGAUAAUUUCAGCUUGGUGAACUUUAUUAAUCUGAAUUUUACAAAGUUAUCUUUAUGUACGCCCCACACUUUACUGGGCACACCUUUUGGAAAAUUUAACUAACCUCUAAUGUGGUGUAUUGGGCAUUCUUGAAGCAGUUCUGUUGUACUUUUCAGCUCAUUUGCACACACACAGAAGACGCACUUCAAACCUUCGCAUUAUGUUUCACAUUUGCUGCCUUUUCGUUUCAUUUGAGAAUUAGAUUAUGUUUCAUUAUACACUGUGCUUUUAGAAUUAAAACGCCCAAACUAGCACAUGUAACUUAAGCCUACCCAUUACUACAUGAUGGAAAAUAACCAAUUGAGAGCAAGUCAAUUUGUGUCUUUGAUGAUUCAGACACCUGCUCAGUCUGUUGUACCUCUGCUGCAGACGUAAUUAUCAGACGUAAUUAAUGAUGGACGUAUUAUCGUGACAAGCUAGGUUUUUGAAAAUGCUUAUGAGUACAGAAGAAUGUCUUCAACUCACUAAAUACCAAGCUAAGCAAACAACCAUCUUGUUACCAAUCUUGCUAACCAUUUAAACAACUAGUUAGCUCAUCUUCUAUUGUCUAGCUUGUCUGGUUAUUAGUCUUUUUUUUAUAACCAAUUUGUACCAUGUUACGUCAAUCAUAAAUACUGCAAAUCUAUGCAGUAUCACUGGCAUGUGUAUAAUAAGCAUAUCAUUAUUUUAUGGUCAGGGUAAGGUGUAAUUAAUUGAUUAUUUAUGUAUUUAUUUAGCUUCAUUUGUUUCUUGCAGAGAUGUAAGCCGCUCAUUUUGGUAGUGAAAUGCUUAAAAUAAAAAUAAAAAAAUGCAUUCAUAAAAACACAGAUUUAGCUUUACAUAACAGAACUGUUUCAUCAUUUGUCCAAACUCCUUUCUAAUCCACGUUUACAACGUACUGACAAACAAAGUUUGUAAAACUUGGUAAAAGAGAGCCAAAAAAAAAAAAAAGCAGCAGCCAUUUGGGAGCAGAUAUUUGUAAACUAUGACAUGUAGGCCUUUGGUGAUCCCUUCUGGUCCCGGGUAGAAGACUCCUCUGAGAAACCAAACUUUUGUUUCCACAGCUUCCCUCCACCUUGUCCUGAAGAGAUAUUGUUACUUCUGGCAGCUUUUUGUAAAUAGUUUUAAGAUCUCUCACGCAGACUUCUUUCUCUGUGUGAAAUGAUCGACGUUGUGACGCCACACCGUCCGAGACGUUUCUCUAGAUCUGCUUUAGUUUUUGCAACCAUUGCACUACGUGAUCAUACUUAGCUCUUGCACUCUACAUGUGCGCACACUGCUAGCCUAGUCUGUUUGAGCACUCUGUCCAAUAUCCACUUAACAUUUAACACACAGCCAGGAUGCACUUUGCAGGACCGUUGUCUGCUGGUCUAGUCUCAACAGAUCGGACUGUCGUCCAGUGAAAGGCCCCUUUUCUUCACCGUUACCCUGGGGGAGUCUGUUGUACCACGCUAACUUUCAGUCCUGCUGUGACUUGGUUGAUUUUCUUGGUAUCAGUGCCAUCCAAGUGACUCCUUCUCUAACUAUUGUGUUUGUUCAUACUUGACGUGUUGGUAUAUAAGAGAUUCACGCAUUUUAACCCACUCACUUAAUUUUUUUCUUUAUUUUUUUGUCUGUACGUUUCACCUUACCCACCCUGCACCUUCCUGACCCAAACCUCAACAAUCGGAGCCCUCUGUGGCCCAGCAUGUUCUGGAGGAGUUUUCUCUUGAGCUACGCUCUUUGGUUAGACCGCGAAAGGUUUUCUGCAUCGGCAGCAGAUCUUUACAGUGCAAUCUAUCAAUCUUUUAUCCACUCUCCUGAUCCCUGUAGGUGCUCGCUCUCUAGUUUGUACUUCUCUCCCUUUUCUCGCCUAGAAAGCUUCCUCUUAUCUUCUGCUUCUAAAUAGGUUUGGUACCAAAACUUUCUGGCAUUUUAACAAGCAAUACACUAUUGUACAUGUUUGUUCACCGACCAGAUCGAUCUCUUUAUUGUAGUUGGGCUAAAAGUCUUUCAGAGGUAACCACUUUUAUGAUCUACUUUCAGAAAUGUUGAAAGGAAACUUGUCUUGGUCAGCUUCUUCUAUACUAAAGUUAUUUCCUGUGAAAAAUAUUUGUCCCUUAGCAGAUUUUCAUUCUCUUUUUUUUUUUUUUUUUGACAAAUUUUAAUAUCAGAAAGGGUUUUGAGAUCAUCAUUUCCUUUAGCAGAGUAAAAAACCCAAAACAUGUCAAUAUGACAAAAAGUAAUUGCCCUAAAAGAGUGUUUUUGCCACUGUUUGUGUCUAGAACUGCCCUUAAAUUUCUAUAAUAACCCAGAAAGAGUCUUACAUGACAGUGGAGGAGUUCCAGCCUCUUUUUUUGGAGAACUGUUUUUAAUUCAGCCACAUUUAAAGGUUUUGGGUCAUGACCAGUGUGUUUAAUCAUCUAUUUAAAAAAGGAAAACGUUUCUUUGCACAGCUUCUUUUUUUUGAUAAUAAUUGAGACCAUCAUUUGAAAACUGCUUUCUGUAUUCCCUCUGGUUAUAUUUGUCUAUUAAUAAGAGUAGUUUGUUGAUAACUAAUGGAAGCCUGAAGCUAUCUGGAGAGGGACAAAUACUUCUUUACGACAGAGUACAAAAGGCAACUUGUAUUGCAGUUGAAAGGUGUAUAAGGAAGUUUCUUCUGCAUAUAAUAUUGUAAUGUGAAAGUCAGCUGUGUAAAAAAGCAACAUUGUCAUAAAAAAACAAAGAAUGUCCAAACACACUUUUGAUCCUAAUGCUAUUGCUGAUUGUGGACAUACAUUUUAAAACAUCCUCAAAAUCAGCUGUGUUUUUUUUUAUUUAUUUAUUUCUACUAAAUGUCCUUGAAAUACUGACUGAAUAAAAUUUAAAAUGACUGAAAAGGUCACAAACAAACGGAUAAAUGCUUUAAGAUCUGGUUACGUUCCACUAUAAUUUGUAGCAUGUACGGUUAAAAGCUGCUGGGUUGCAACAAGGUGUUGCUAAUCGUCUCUCAGAAUAAUUCAAAUGUUCCUUCUGGUAUAGCAAGAAAACAAAACUCUAAAAGAGCCAAUCAUGGCUUCCACCAUAUAUUACCACUAGUUAAAUGUUGUCGUUUUUCAAAGUGGUUUUUUUUUUUUUAUCUAUUAAGUGAUUUAAAAUUACAUCUUCAUCGUAAAUUAACGUAAAAAAAUAAAAUAAAAUACAAGCGUAUCCGUUAGGCUGACCAACAGGGGCUCCUUGACUCGUGGUUCAUAUCAACAUCAUAAUCAUAAACCUUCACCCUACAUCCCACUCCCCUCACCACCACCUCUGUUCAGUUUCUCUUAUUUCUAAUUCGUUUGUUUUACUUGCAAUUUUUUGCUGUACAAAGUGUUUAAAAUAUUAUUUGUAUUAUAUGAUGUUAGUAUGGUAAUGUUCUUUAUUAAGGAAGAAGAAAAUUUAUUUUUGUUACCGGUCUGUUUCAUAAUUCUUUUCUAAAUUGGUAUUGUAAGAUAUCUAUGCAAGAACUGUUAAGUGGAGCAUUUUUAUUUAAGAAUGUAAUAUGUGUAAUAAAUGGUAGACUCUG